AGUUUUUUGUUUAUCAUUUCAAUACCACAGCAGCACAGAUCCUCCAAGAAUCCUCCCAAGUAGUCUCAGUUGAUAAAGAAUCCAAGGGCGGCGAUUGCAUGACCUAGACCCUGAGCCGCCGUAUCAAAAAUUACAGUAGAAAUGGUUAAGGCAUCAUCUGUUAUUCAUUUGAUCUUCAUAUCAACUAUUUUGACUGCCUUCAUUUUUUUAAGCUCAUCGGCUUCAACGCCGUAUGAAUCCGAUGACGAAGCUGAACUCGAAGCCGCAGCAGCCGCCGCCACCCAGUUCGUCAAGGAGACCAUUGGUUCUCAUACCAUCGUUAUCUUCUCCAAAUCUUACUGCCCAUAUUGUAGAAGGGCUAAGGCUGUUUUCAAGGAGUUGGAGCAAGUACCAUAUGUUGUUGAGCUUGAUGAGAGAGAUGACGGUUGGAAAAUUCAGAAUGCUGUGAGCAAAAUUGUUGGAAGACGCACCGUCCCACAAGUUUUCAUUAAUGGAAAGCAUAUUGGAGGUUCUGAUGAUACCGUCGAAGCAUAUGAAAGUGGAGAAUUGGCUAAACUAUUGGGAAUUACUACAAGUCAGAGGGACGAUCUCUGAGCAAAAGGUUUUGCAGCUUGAAUAACUGUUGCGACGAGCAGAAAACUGAAUGUGUCUAGAUAAGAUAAAUUCCCUUGCAGACUGGGCAGUUGAUAAACAGCAACAUUAUCUAUAGAGGCUGCAGUGUAUCCCUGCUUCAUGAUUGCCUGUCUGUUUCAACCAAUACUAGAAAAAUAGAAAUGCAUGAACUUUUUCUUUUGAUGAUACUGAUCAUUAUAUUGGGCAAAAUUUCCUUCAAAUACACUACUGAUGGUUGCUAAUUUUGUUACUUCUACUUUCCUCGCACUACCUAGUUCAUCAAUGACAAAAACAUGUUCACUACAA
Molecule: messenger RNA, 918 nt
Organism: Coffea eugenioides
Lineage: Eukaryota; Viridiplantae; Streptophyta; Magnoliopsida; Gentianales; Rubiaceae
Product: glutaredoxin-C4
Exons: 4
Coding region: 142-594 (150 amino acids)
Biological process (GO): cellular response to oxidative stress
Cellular component (GO): cytoplasm
Molecular function (GO): glutathione disulfide oxidoreductase activity
Source: RefSeq, a predicted model, not a curated record